CAAUCUUAUUUCCUGUCCACGUAGACAGAGAGAGAAACAAAUAUCUGUGUAUGGUAAGAGACCCCAAAACAAGAUGGCUGCUUUUCUUUCACAUGCUUUCGCAGCUCCUCACUUGAACAAAGAUUACAGGUAUGCGACUUGCUUUAAGCUUCAUCAUGUUUUCCCGAAAUUUGACAGGCUCAAAUGCUGUGGACUUAAUAAGGAGAACCCAGCAACAAGGAGCAACAAUUCUUCAGUUACAGCUCAGAAAAAAGAUGGGGGAGAACCUGAAAAUGUGGUGCUUAAAGUAGCAUGGUAUGCUUCUGAACUGCUUGGCAUAGCUGCUUCUGCUUUUCGACCACCGCCCUCCGAUGCGAUCGGCGAAUAUACCACCGAGCUUCCUUGUGACGAGUCAGGAGCCGUUGAUCGAGCUGAUGUUGUGGAGACAAUCAAACAAGACUUCCAAAGAUCUUACUUUGUUACAGGAAAUGUGACACUUGGUGCGUAUGAAGACGACUGUGAAUUUGCUGAUCCGGCAGGGUCUUUUAAAGGGCUUAGACGAUUUAAGAGGAAUUGUACCAACUUUGGUUCCCUUAUCAAAAAGUCUGACAUGAAACUCAUGAAAUGGGAAGACUUUGAGGACAAGGGUAUUGGACAUUGGCGUUUUAAUUGUAUCUUGUCUUUCCCUUGGAAGCCUAUCCUUUCUGGUUAUACAGAGUACUAUUUUGAUCCAGAAUCUGGUAAAGUUUGCCGGCAUGUGGAGCACUGGAAUGUCCCAAAAAUAGCUCUGUUGAAGCAAAUUUUGAAGCCUAGCCGGCAGGUUAAUCAAUAGGCGGUGUUCGAGGAGCAUUAGUUUUGAAAUUAUAAACCACAGGAAUGAGAGUUUUGUAAAUCGUGAUGCUUAUGUCUCUUUAUCCUCUCCUUUGGUAGAAGGAUUAUGCGAUUGAUGCUAGUCUAGUAGGUACAGAGAAGGCAUUGUAAUUUUGUGAAUACAAGAAAAUGCAUUAACUGGACUUUGCGAAGUUAACCCAACGAAUGCAAAAAUUUUGCACAUGGA
This is a messenger RNA of Spinacia oleracea (spinach), 1036 nucleotides long. RefSeq lists its product as uncharacterized. The record is from RefSeq and is a predicted model, not a curated record. The transcript has 5 exons. NCBI's taxonomy places the organism in Eukaryota, Viridiplantae, Streptophyta, Magnoliopsida, Caryophyllales, Amaranthaceae. Bases 74 to 811 code for a protein of 245 amino acids.